This is a messenger RNA of Amoebophrya sp. A25, 719 nucleotides long. Lineage: Eukaryota; Dinophyceae; Syndiniales; Amoebophryaceae. The record is from the annotation of a GenBank genome assembly.
AUGUGCAGCAACUACUUCUACUACCUAGUAGUACAAGAACUACCUACAAGUAGGAGUUUGAGUUUGCAGCUUGUCGUUGUCGUGUUAUUAGUGCUUCAACAAGACGGACCAACGUCCGACAACACCACUCCCUUUGAUGUUAAUAUAAGUGGAGAAAUUAUACGAAUCAGAAACAGAAGCUGGCGUUGUUAUAACCAAGGUUGACAUACAGCACCGUAAUUGUCCAUUUCUAACUUUCAUCUUGAGCCUUGUUCUACUUACUCGCUAUUUCGUUCGUUGUGUAAAAAUCAAUUAGAACCGUAUAAUCCCCCCCUUACUUUUUUUGAUCUUUUCUUACUCCUUUUUUUGAAUGGCCUCAUGAGAAGCCCCGAUGUAGAAUAUUUGUUUAAGAAUCAAGACACGGCGGUGGCAAUAUGGGAAGAGCCCUCAAGAAUAACCUAGGUAACGACAUCAUUUGUCUAUGUUUUAGUAUGUAGUACGCAAAAUCCAUUACCAAACAAGCUGCCGAGCCCAGGGAGGAAUCUGCACAGAUGUGUUCCGGCCAUCAAGAACUUCCAAGAGAAUCGCUACGUCAAGUGUGUUGAUAAGGGCAUUACCAUUACAUUUACAAGACAACGACCGUAGCCAGGCGAAACAUGAGAGAAAACAACGAGGCAUACGCAUAUGGAAGAAGUAAAUCUGUUUCUCUUUUAGUAUCUAAGUAGUCAGCAAAGUAAAAA